Phalaenopsis equestris is the source of this 1370-nucleotide messenger RNA. Its product is annotated as ethylene-responsive transcription factor-like protein At4g13040. The coding region runs from base 232 to 933 and encodes 233 amino acids. The transcript is spliced from 7 exons. NCBI's taxonomy places the organism in Eukaryota, Viridiplantae, Streptophyta, Magnoliopsida, Asparagales, Orchidaceae. Gene Ontology annotation, biological process: regulation of DNA-templated transcription. Gene Ontology annotation, molecular function: DNA binding; DNA-binding transcription factor activity. The record is from RefSeq and is a predicted model, not a curated record.
AAAUCGGGCAAACAGAUGGGAGCAGAAAACAACGCAUAACAUACGUCCCCUAUCUCUUCCAACCCCACAAGAAAGGAUGGAACAAAGAGAGCGGUAGCAGCGAAGCAUAUUAACGCAGAGAGAGAGACAGAAAGAGAAAGAGAGAAGUUGGUGAAUGCCAAAGUCUGCUCCUUUAGCUCCGCCGCAGGCCGCCGUCCGCCGCAGCACUUAAAAGGUAUACUGUUGUGAACCAUGGUUAGCAUAAGGAGACGCAGACUGUUGGGACUCUGUUCUGGGAAAAACUCCAUUCCAGUUGAGUUGCCUGAACCCAUUGAGGGUAGUAAUGCCAUUGAAAAUCAUAAUAAAAAUGCUAAGUCUUUCAGCAUUCAUCCUAUGCCAUCAAUUGCUUCAAAUCGUGACAAGACAGUAAAUAUCUCUGAAACAAGCUUCGGAGCUGCAACCGUGUCUGCUUCUCCCAUACCAAAAGUGGAAACAAAUAAUUAUUUUCCAGUUAAAGAAAUCAAACGCAGAAGGAGACACCGGAGGAAGUACUAUGAAGACCAAGAACCAUGCAUAAUGCGAGGGGUAUAUUUCAAAAACAUGAAAUGGCAAGCAGCCAUCAAAGUUGAUAAGAAGCAGAUCCAUUUGGGCACUGUUGGCUCCCAAGAAGAAGCCGCGCGAUUGUAUGAUAGAGCGGCUUUCCUGUGUGGUAGAGAGCCAAAUUUUGAACUUCAAGAGGAGGAGAAGAAAGAACUUAGCCAGUAUAAAUGGGACGAGUUCCUCGCCAUAACACGCAAUGCUAUCACCAGUAAAAAACACCAAAGAAGGGGUGGAGUCGGAAGGAGAAAGAGAUCUGGGAUUGAGUCCCAAGGGAGCGACAUAGAACUUGAGAAGGUUCUUGGCGGCACAUCUUCAAUGUCUGAUGAUGGCGAGAUGGAGCCAGCUGCCAUUUGAUUGUUGGAUUCAGUUUCUCAUUUCAGUUGUAUAAUCCACUUUUGAGUAUUUGGGUUUGAGUGCACUAAAGCCUUAGUUUUUUUUUGAAGGAGUUCAAUUGAAUCAAUCACAACCACUCAAAGUGAAAUUGACAGUUGAGAUGAGAUAACUGCACUAGUGCAAAUACCAUGAUUAAUUGGAGAGAAUACAAGUCUGAAGCAGUUUUUUACCCUUGUUUUUACAGUGGGGGUUUUUUAAAUAAUCUGUUAAAGUUACUUUUUUUUUUUCUUCAUUAUUUGUGUGUAUAUGGGCUCCUAUUAUGGUAAACCAGGGCUCACAUAAUUUACCAAAUGCAUUUAAGUGUAAUAACUCUGUUCCCAUUAUUCUAUUCAAUAUUAGACUGUACUGGGGAUACUUCUAUAGUUUCUUUAGUUUCUUGGCUGUGCUUUUUAAGUUCU